UGAAGACAAACAUUUCAACUGACCUGCAUGCCAUGGGGCCCAGUACAGCUCAGUAACUUAUUACUGUGAUCCACCUCCAUGUGCUUUCUGAAUGUAUAGACAUUUGACCAUAGACAAUUAAAGAAAGCAUUUGACAGACUUUGCCACACUCAAGAUGGCGACAUCUCCAUUCCUCCUCCUUUUGAAUUGGUACGUGAUAGGAUGCGUCAGUCGUGCGUAAGGUUGUGUUGACAGGAGCAGUAGGAGUUGUCAGCGGAACAGCAGCAGCCAGCAUCAUCGGAGCCGAAUGGAGUAAUUUCAAAGAUAUUGUUACAGAAAGCGUCUCUGUUGUUGUUUAGAAACAUUGAUUACACCGUUCAAACAACGACACCAUGGCAGACGACCAGUCCUCUCAAUCCUGGUCAAUCGACAGGGAUGACUAUGAACUCAAUGAGGUGAUAGGGAGUGGAGCCACUGCAGUUGUCCAGGCAGCGUACUGCAAGCCGAGAAAGGAGAAGGUGGCCAUCAAACGCAUCAAUCUGGAAAAGUGUCAAACUAGCAUGGAUGAGCUCCUGAAAGAGAUCCAGGCUAUGAGCCAGUGCCACCACCCAAACAUUGUGUCUUAUUAUACCUCCUUUGUGGUGAAGGAUGAACUGUGGCUGGUGAUGAAGCUGCUCAGUGGUGGCUCAGUGUUGGACAUCAUCAAGCACAUCAUCUCCCGUGGCGAGCACAAGACCGGAGUGUUGGACGAGGCUAGCAUCGCCACCAUCCUGAAAGAAGUCUUGGAGGGGCUGGAGUACCUUCACAAAAAUGGCCAGAUUCAUCGGGAUCUAAAAGCUGGAAAUAUUCUUCUUGGAGACGAUGGCUCUGUGCAAAUUGCUGACUUUGGUGUGAGUGCCUUUCUAGCAGCAGGAGGAGACAUGACUAGGAACAAGGUUCGGAAGACAUUUGUGGGCACGCCGUGCUGGAUGGCGCCUGAGGUCAUGGAGCAGGUCCGCGGCUAUGACUUCAAAGCCGACAUCUGGGGUUUUGGGAUAACAGCCAUUGAACUGGCCACUGGGGCUGCACCAUAUCACAAAUACCCACCAAUGAAGGUGCUGAUGCUGACUUUGCAGAAUGACCCACCCUGUCUGGAGACGGGUAUCACCGACAAGGACAUGGUGAAGAAGUAUGGCAAGUCUUUCAGGAAGAUGCUCUCCCUGUGUUUACAGAAAGAUCCAGAAAAAAGGCCAACUGCUGCCGAGUUGCUGAAGCAUAAAUUCUUCACAAAAGCCAAAAACAACGAGUAUUUGCAGGAGAGGCUUCUAUACAAAGGUCCAACAAUAACGGAGCGAUCCAAAAAGGUGCGUCGUGUACCCGGCUCGAGUGGCCGUCUCCAUAAGACGGAGGACGGCGGUUGGGAGUGGAGCGACGAUGAGCUGGACGAGGAGAGUGAAGAGGGCAAAGCUGCUGUGGCAGCUCUGCGGUCCCCCAGAGUGAAGGACGGGCCCGAGAACAUGCAGCUUUUCCCACCAACAGAUGGCUCCACACAACAUCUGCAGCCACCUGGUGCAGCACGUGAAAGCCCUGCGACUGUGGGCCAGCUGGGAGAGGAUGCUCUACCACAGGCUCCCACUCAGACAGCCAGCCCUUUACAUGCACCCACUGCUCAGGAUCCAGCUGCAACCAAUGCCAGUGUUCCCAUCAGCCUCGUGCUGAGACUGAGGAACCCCAAGAAGGAACUUAACGACAUCCGAUUUGAGUUCAUGUCCGGCAGAGAUUCUGCUGAUGGAGUUUCUCAGGAGUUAGUCUCAGCAGGUCUGGUUGAUGGGAGGGACUUAGUCAUUGUCGCUGCCAAUCUGCAAAAGAUUGUUGAUGAUCCUCAUAGUAACAAAAAUGUGACCUUUAAAUUGGCAUCUGGCGUGGAGGAGUCUGAAAUUCCUGAUGAUAUUAAACUCAUUGGAUUUGCUCAGCUCAGCAUCAGUUAAGUCAGGUAGAGCAAUCAACAGAGGACAGAAACUAAUGGUAUUGCACAGCUGCAUUGUAGUCAAUUCCAGAAACCACAGCUGCCAAAGAGAGGAGGGGGAGACAGGAAGCUGGCAGGAGUGUGGCGCUACUGCAGGAUGCAUGAGGACCACAUUGAGAAAGCUCAGUUUAUUACAGGAAUCACACUUGAAACGUUUACAGUGCGCUUAUACAGUAAAUGGGAGAAGAGAUGCAAUCAACUAUAUCAACUCCUAAUUUCUUUUCUUUUCUUCUUCUUCAUACAUAAGCACAAUCCAAACCAUCUCCUGCCAGUACUGGAAGUGAUUGCCUUUUUCUUUUUUCUUCUUUUUAAAUCAACUGUGCCACAAAACUCACAAGAGUGUCGUGCCACCUUUAUAUGGCACUUUAUGCUACUCUGAAAUUGAAAAGUGUAUAUUCAGCCUUAGUUAAACUAUAGAUUUAACCAGUGUGUUCGGUGAAAACUCGAGUCUAUCUGUGAUUACUAGGUGUAUUUGAUGUACGCCUAUUUAAGAAAAGUAAGGAAAUCUCCAGCAACACAUGAUACAAAUAACUUAGAAACACACUGUAGCAUAGUUUUAGUUUUGUAAUUCUGUAAAUUCAGAUGGAUUUGUAUGUAGGAUAUAAGAAAAUUACUGGAUUCCUCCUGUAUAAGGCAGCCCAAGGCGUGUGGGGUGUGGUGGUUUUGUCAAAACAUAACCAAAGAGUUUAGGCUCUGACUGCACAGCUGAAACCAUUCAAACAUACACAAAUCAACAAACUGCUCUGUCUCAUAACUGCAGUUACAACACUUUGUCAGAUGGCGUUCUCCCAAUGUAUUAAAAGACAGGAUUAUUUUCACAGAUUGAGACCUGCCUAACAUUGUUGUACUAUGCAAUAUGUGUUUUCUUUUUACCGUGUGUGACCACUGGUUGCUAAUAAUAUUUCUCUUUGGUUGAAUAAAUCCACUUUUUGUGCUUGUUCCUCACUAGGAGUUCAUGAAGCCAACCAGCCAAACAUGCAGGUUUAGGAAUCGGUAGUGAGAAUUUACUUUAAUUUUCACAAGCAAAGUGAAUUGCAUUUUUUCUAUGUCCUUGUGUCAAGAGGUCAUUUAGCCUGUGUAAAAUUACUGAUCUUACAGCUGGGAAGAAUCCUGAAUGCUGGCACUGUGUGUCGAGUGUGGAGUUGCUCGUGUUACAGGCUGUCUGACAUUGAACUUCUGUGAAGGUAUGCAGUGCAUGCUCAAAAACUGCAAAUGUUCAACCACAGUGAAAUAAAGUUUAAAGGGGCUGUUCACCCUAAUUGCAAGACUCUGAUACAAUGAAGGUGAAUGGAAUGUAGAUUGUAGCCAUGCUAGCCAUCAGACCAAAAAUAACUUUUUACUUAUUUAAAAUAUUAAACUAUUGGAUGGUUUGCCUUGACAUUGGCAAAAUCUAAUAAAUGGCCCUAAGGAUGAAUUCUACUCACUUAGGUGAUUCCUUGAGUUUGUCUUUAGUGCCACCAGCAGCUCAAAAUUUAAAUUUGGCUUCUGACUAAAGACCUACAAAACCUACACCAUUGUCAUUGGACUCAGCUGAACUUUUUGUGUACUGCUAAUUAGCUGUUAGCAUACUAACACUAUUCUAAGAUAGUGAACAUUAUGCCUGCUAGACAUCAGCUUGUUGUCUUUGUGAACGUUAGCAUGUUGAGCAUUAGCCGUUAGUUCAGUGGCACAGAGCUGCUAAGCAUGGCUUGGGACUUUUGAUUAAGGCUGUGAGCGCCACAAACUAAAUUCCAUUUACCUGCAUUGUAUUGAGGGGCAGCAGGAAUCUUGAGAUGGAGCUCUAAAAACCUCAACAAAUAAAAAUAAAAAUAAAAAAAACUAUCUGCAUGUCCGGAUACCACUAGAGGUAAAUUGUUCAUAUAUAUCGGGUGAAGUAACCCUUUAAACGUCUCCAGAGGCCAGGUAUUACUAAGAUUUUUUUUUGUCGCUAGGCAAGUUAUUUUGACAGCAAUGUCUCUUUGCUUUAUAAACACUCACUAACAAAUCACUGUCGUCACUCCCUGUUUAGCUGUAUGGUUUGUACCACGUGCAAAGGGCUGCGAAAUAGCUCCUUGUUAGGUACUGAUGUAAAUGGUGUAUGUAAAAGAUGUAAAUGUACGUAUGAUGGCAACUCCAUGCACUGUCAAACAAACGUCAUGAGGUUAAGUAUAAGGAUGUAGAUGCAGUGACUGUUUAGUGUACAUGUCAUUUAAAAGGAACAAUUUACUUGUAAAUAUAGAUUAAGGCAGAUUGAUACUCAUGUUCAGUACACAAGAGUUUAAUUUGUUUAAUAGUGUUUUCCAUUGUUUGCCUUUGUCGGAGCAUCACUAAUCAUGCAAAAAUUAUUUGUUCAAUUGGCACCUUAUUGAUAUGUUAACAUUCGUAUUUUGGGAAAUACAUGGAGCUUGUUAUCGUACACUCUGAGCUUUGAUGUCAUGGCGUGCAGUUUUCUCACCAAAACCUGUCCCAGGCUAACGGAACAAAUAUCAUUUUGAUAACACAGGCACAGGUUACAUUUCUUUUUUCCCGUGUGUAUUUUGUGCGAUACAAUGAUUGAUCAUCAAAGGCUUUGAGCUGAAAGUCACUUAUGUUUUUUUUUCUUUUUUUCUUUCCCUUUUUGUUGUUUACUCAUCAGAAAACAAUUGUUCUGCCUCUUUGGGAUUCACUAAAUAAUUAGUAUUAAUUUAAUCAUUUAAUUGGCAAAUACAUUUUUCUUUUUUUACAGAUAAUUCACAGAUCAUAUAUUUUUUAAAUAUUCAUUAUGAAAAUGUGUACAUCAACAAAUGCAUAAUUUGAAGUGGAAUAUUUGUGAUGACAUACAAGAGAUUCCUUGACAUGUAUAGAUUAUUGGAAAAUGUCACAUGCACAUGAUUUUAGUAGCUGAAUAAAGUCACAUCAUGGAA
Molecule: messenger RNA, 4866 nt
Organism: Etheostoma cragini (Arkansas darter)
Lineage: Eukaryota; Metazoa; Chordata; Actinopteri; Perciformes; Percidae
Product: serine/threonine-protein kinase OSR1-like
Exons: 17
Coding region: 372-1946 (524 amino acids)
Biological process (GO): protein phosphorylation
Molecular function (GO): protein serine/threonine kinase activity; ATP binding
Source: RefSeq, a predicted model, not a curated record